Erigeron canadensis is the source of this 729-nucleotide messenger RNA. RefSeq names its product non-symbiotic hemoglobin 2-like. Gene Ontology annotation, molecular function: heme binding; oxygen binding. The transcript is spliced from 4 exons. Lineage: Eukaryota; Viridiplantae; Streptophyta; Magnoliopsida; Asterales; Asteraceae. The record is from RefSeq and is a predicted model, not a curated record. Bases 88 to 603 code for a protein of 171 amino acids.
AAUUCACACCCAAUAUUAAUGCAGACAGAAAUAUAAAUAUCUCUAUAUAAAUGUGAGUGUGUAUGGUUAAGAAAGACAGUAAGUAAGAUGGGUUUUGAUGAGAAUCAAGAAGCAUUGGUGAAGGAAUCAUGGGAAAUUAUGAAGGAAGACAUUCCUGACCUCAGUCUCUAUUUCUUUACACAGGUCCUGGAGAUAGCACCUGGUGCAAAGGAAUUGUUUUCAUUUCUGAAAGAUACAGAUGAAAUUCCACAAGAUAACCCAAAGCUCAAGGCCCAUGCUAUCAAAGUUUUUAAGAUGACAUGUGAGGCGGCGAUUCAGCUGAGGGAGAAAGGUGAAGUUGUGAUUUCUGGUUCCACUCUCAAGUAUUUGGGAUCUGUUCAUCUGCAGAAAGGAAUUGCUGCUCCUCACUUUGAGGUAGUUAAGGAAGGAGUGCUGCGAACAGUGGAAAAGGGAGUUGGGGAGAAAUGGGGUGAAGAGAUGAAGGAAGCUUGGUCUGAAGCUUAUAAUCAGUUGGCUGCUGCUAUACAAGCUGAGAUGGAAAAAGAGGCUGCUGAAACGCAACUUCAAGAAACGUACACGCAACCUAAGGAAAUGCAACCUUAACCUUGAUUCAUAUGCUAGCUAUAUACGUUUUUACAUGAUAAACGGGUAUAUGUAACAAAUAAGGCUAUGUUGUUGGGACGUUGAAUUAAUCAUCUUUAAGUUCAAAAAUAGGCAACUUCAAUUCAA